Messenger RNA from Sesamum indicum (sesame), 2575 nucleotides. RefSeq names its product phosphatidylinositol/phosphatidylcholine transfer protein SFH8. The record is from RefSeq and is a predicted model, not a curated record. NCBI's taxonomy places the organism in Eukaryota, Viridiplantae, Streptophyta, Magnoliopsida, Lamiales, Pedaliaceae.
CGAAUCCAUUUUGGCGCUUGAGGGCAGGGGGACAUUCCUAUUUCCUCAUUCCAUCCUCUCCCCCGCUCCUCCUGCCACGUGUACUGGGUCCCACGGCUCCCCCACUAAAAUGCAGCCUCCCGCAGAUAAUCCUUUACCCCCCUAGUGUCUCCCCCACUCCCUCUCUUCUCUCUCUCUCUAAAAUCGCCGUCGCUCAAGUUAUCCGGCGAUACAUAUACGCAUUUAUGUAAUUAAUACUUUUUCUUUUUUUUUCCGGACGGCCGUUUUAUUUUCUUUUUUCUCUCUCUGAAUUUAAUUCCAGUCGCCGUUACGGAUGUUGAUGCAUUUAUUACCGUAGGAUCAGCCUCGUGAUUCGUGCUGGUACUUUUUGGAGUGGUUGAAGAUUUGGUGCUGCUUUCUUGAUCGAUCGAUAGAUUGUUCGGCCAUCAGGAAUCGGUUGGUGGUGAUCGAGUAUUGCGAUGUCUGGACCUUUGGAUAGAUUGGCGAGGCCUUGCUUUGAGGGGUCAUCUGGUAACGAUGAGAGAAGAGAGAGAAAAUCUGAUUUUGAGAAUUCAGAGGAUGAAAGAAGAACGAGAAUUGGUUCUUUGAAAAAGAAAGCAUUGAAUGCAUCAUCGAAGUUCAAGCAUUCUCUCAAAAAGAAGAGCACUAGAAGAAAGAGCGAUGGUCGUGUCAGUUCAGUUUCAAUUGAAGAUAUUCGGGAUGCUGAGGAACUGCAAGCUGUUGAGUCAUUUCGACAAGCCUUGAUAUUGGAUGAGCUGCUGCCAGAAAAGUUUGAUGAUUAUCAUAUGAUGUUGAGGUUUCUGAAAGCAAGGAAAUUUGAUAUUGAAAAGUCAAAACUCAUGUGGGCUGAUAUGAUUCAGUGGAGGAAAGAGUUUGGUACUGACACAAUUAUGGAGGAUUUUGACUUCAAAGAGUUGAAUGAAGUUUUGAAGCACUACCCGCAUGGCUAUCAUGGUGUAGAUAAAGAGGGAAGGCCUGUGUACAUUGAGAGACUAGGGAAAGUCGAGCCAACUAAACUUAUGCAAGUUACAACAAUGGAUCGUUACAUAAGAUACCAUGUGAAAGAAUUUGAGAAAGCCUUUGCCAUUAAGUUUCCAGCUUGUACCAUUGCCGCCAAACGGCACAUUGAUUCAAGUACGACUGUCUUGGAUGUUCAUGGUGUGAGUUUUAAAAACUUUACCAAGAGUGCGCGGGACCUCAUUACCCGGCUCCAGAAGAUUGAUGGCGAUAAUUACCCUGAAACACUCCAUCAAAUGUUUAUAAUCAAUGCUGGUCCAGGCUUUCGGCUAUUGUGGAAUACUGUAAAGAAUUUUAUAGAUCCGAGGACAGCUACUAAGAUUCAUGUUCUUGGAAAUAAAUACCAGAGCAAGUUGCUUGAAAUAAUAGAUGCCAGUGAACUGCCAGAGUUCUUGGGAGGAAUGUGUACCUGUGCAGACCAAGGUGGUUGCCUUCGCUCUGAUAAAGGACCUUGGAAGAAUCCAGAUAUACUGAAGAUGGUGCUUAAUGGUGAAGCACGGCGUGCCAGGCAGGUUGUUAAAAUUAUCAACAGUGAGGGGAAGGUGGUAUAUGCCAAACCUCAUUACCCCAUGUUGAAAGGCAGUGAUACAUCUACUGCAGAGUCUGGUUCUGAAGCUGAAGAUAUUGCUUCACCAAAAGCCAGUAGAAAUUAUUCACACCUUCGGUUGACUCCAGUUCGUGAGGAGGCUAAAGCUAUAGGAACAGCUGGCUAUGUUGGUAACUUCUCAGGAUAUGAUGAAUAUGUUCCGAUGGUUGACAAGGCUGUUGAUUCUGGAUGGAAGCAAACACCGCCCCAGAAGCCUUAUGUUUCUAAAGUUUUUUAUUCAGAGAUGUUUCCAUCACCUGAUUCUCAGAAGGCGCCAGAAGGAUUACAUGCUCGACUUUUGGCAGCUCUUGUGACCUUCUUCAUGACCCUUUUCUUGCUUCCCCGUUCAAUAGCUUACCGUGUGACAAAGAAACUUCCUGCUGCACCGUCACAAAAUGAUCAAACAAUCCCGGAAUUUGCCUCUGAUACAUUAAGACCGCCAUCACCGACGCCAUCUUUUACAGAUGCAGAGGUCCUAUCUUCUGUCCUCAAGCGGUUGGCUGAGCUUGAAGACGCUGUCAAUACUCUUCAAGAAAAGCCGUCUCAGAUGCCCCAUGAGAAAGAGGAACUGCUAAAUGCUGCUGUUUACAGAGUGGAUGCUCUAGAAGCUGAGUUAAUUGCAACCAAGAAGGCUCUGCACGAGGCUUUAAUGAAGCAAGAGGAACUGCUUGCUUAUAUAGACAGUCAAGAAUAUGCGAAGUUUCGAAAGAAGAAAUUUUGCUGGUAAGAUUGUGUCAUAUUUGAAGCUUUGAUGGUAGAGGACAUCUUCCGCCAGAAUUGACGCUCACCGCCUAACCUCCAUCAUUUUGAGUUUUAAUUUGACCGUUGUAAAUCUCAUUGAUACAUACUGUUUUGUGAGAAUUUAUUGAACAUCUAUGCUUACAUCUUGUGGAAACUCAGUGGGGUGUGGGUUAGUUUGUUUCAGAGGGACGUCUUUGGUACGACUAAUAUAUCAACUCAAGUUCGUUACCA